AUGGAAGUGAAGGAACGCAGACCCUACCGCUCGCUCACCGCCCGGCAGGACACGGAGCGCCGCUACACCAGCUCCUCCGCCGACAGCGAGGAUGGGAAACCCAACCCCAAGUCCUACAGCUCCAGCGAGACGCUCAAGGCCUUCGACCACGACUCCAGGAUGGCCUACGGGAGCCGCGUCAAAGAGAUGGUCCAUCACGAGGUGGACGAGUUCAGCCGGCAAGGGGCCGACUUCUCCCUCCGAGACCUGGGCUUCGGGGAGGCCCUGCCGUCCCACGUGGCCACGUACCGGAGCGACCUGGGGAUGCCGCACCGCGACUACUCGGUCAGCGUGGGCUCGGACGCCGACACGGAGACGGACGGCAUCAUGUCCCCGGAGCACGCCGUCCGGUUGUGGGGACGCAGCAACACCAAGUCGGGCCGCAGCUCGUGCCUCUCCAGCAGGGCCAACUCCAACCUAACCCUCACCGACACCGAACACGAGAACACAGAGAACGGUCCUCCGCUGCAUUGUUCAUCCGCCUCCUCCUCCCCUGUUGAGCAGCUCCCAUACCCUCCCCCUUCCAUUGCAGCCAAUCAGUGCCAGGGAGGGUUGCUAGGUAACUGUGCGGCUCAGCCAGCCCAGGACUCUGACUCUGAGGAUGAGGAUGAGUUUGGCCCCGAUUCAUUCUUAGUUCAAACUGGCUCAGGGAACCUAUAUGCUCCUGCCACUGCGACCGCUGAUGACGGAGCCUUUCAAAACCACUCUCGGCUACGGACGCCUCCUCUCCCGCUCUCCCACUCCCACUCGCCCAACCAUCAGCACCAUGCGGCCUCCAUUAACUCCUUGAACAGGGGCAACUACACGCCUCGGAGCAACCCGAGUCCCGCGCCCACGGACGGCUCCGCUCCUCCCGAGGGCCCGGCCACUGGUCAGGAGCCCGGCAGCGUGCAGGACAACUGGCUGCUCAACAGCAACAUCCCACUGGAGACAAGAAACAUAGCAAAGCAGACAUUCCUAGAGACAUUACAGGACAACCUCAUUGAGAUGGACAUUCUGGCAUCGGCUCACCACGAUGCCCCGUACAACGACGGGCACUUCCUGUUCAAACCAGGUGGCACUUCACCAAUGUAUUGCACAACAUCACCGGGAUACCCUUUGACCUCCAGCACGGUGUACUCGCCUCCCCCGCGCCCUCUGCCUCGCAACACCUUCUCCCGGCCGGCCUUCAGCCUGAAGAAACCCUCCAAGCACUGCAACUGGAAGUGCGCCGCUCUCAGUGCCAUCCUCAUCUCAGUAACACUGCUGUUCCUGUUGGCCUACUUUAUCGCCAUGCACCUUUUCGGAUUAAACUGGCACCUGCAGCCGAUGCAGAGGCAGAUGUACCAGCUGUCCGAGGACAACACCAGUGGCCUGCCCUUCCCCACUGACCUGAGCCUGCCUCCACUCGGCAACACUGGUGUAGACAUACGGGACCGCAAAGGAAAAGAUGAAAGCAAAUUGGACAGCUUGUUCCCGGAUGACAGCUAUAUAGAUAUGGGGGAGAUUGACGUGGGACGCAAGGUCGCCCAGCAGAUUCCCCCCGGUAUCUUCUGGAGGUCCCAGGUCUUCAUUGAUCAUCCCCUGUACCUGAAGUUUAACGUGUCCCUGAGCAAAGAUGCCUUGGUGGGAAUCUACGGGAGGAGAGGUCUCCCCCCGACACACACACAGUUUGACUUUGUGGAGCUCUUGGACGGGCGGCGGCUUCUCGCCCAGGACUUCCGGGGCCUGGAGGGGCCCGUGGCGAUGCAGCGGAGCCUGGUGCCCAUCACCACGCACGACACAGGAUUUAUCCAGUACAUGGACUCGGGCAUCUGGCAUCUGGCCAUCUACAACGACGGAAAGGAAACCGAGACCGUCUCCUUCCUCACCACUGCCAUAGAAUCUCUGGACGACUGUCCCAGUAACUGCUUCGGGAACGGGGACUGUGUCUCCGGAGCGUGCCACUGCUUCCUGGGAUUCAAAGGACCCGACUGUGGGCGAGAGGGCUGCCCUGGUUUAUGCAAUGGAAAUGGUAGGUGCACUCUGGGUAACAAUGGCUGGUACUGUGUGUGCCAGCUGGGCUGGAGGGGCACUGGCUGUGACACCUCAAUGGAGACGGCCUGCAGUGACGUCAAGGACAACGAUGGAGAUGGCCUGGUGGACUGCAUGGAUCCGGACUGCUGUCUCCAGUCCACCUGUCACACCACCCCCCUGUGCGUGGGCUCCCCCGACCCGCUGGACAUCAUCCAGGAGACACAGAUGUCCUCGGCACAGAACAACCUGCAGAGCUUCUACGAGCGGGUGCGCUUCCUCGUGGGCCGGGACAGCACCCACAUCGUCCCCGGGGCCAACCCCUUCGACGGCAACCAUGCUUGUGUCAUCCGUGGACAAGUGGUGACCUCGGACGGAACGCCGCUGGUCGGAGUCAACAUCAGUUUCAUCAACAACCCGUCUUAUGGUUACACAAUCACCCGGCAGGAUGGAAGUUUUGACUUGGUGACCAACGGGGGCGUCGCCAUCGCCCUGCACUUUGAGCGCGCUCCAUUCAUCACCCAGGAGCACACGCUCUGGCUGCCGUGGGGCCGCUUCUUCGUGAUGGACACCAUCGUGAUGCGGCACGAGGAGAACGACAUCCCGAGCUGCGACAUCAGCGGCUUCACCCGGCCGAGCCCCGUGGUGUCGCCGGCCGCGCUCACCGCCUUCGCCGGCUCCUGCGCCGAGCGGGGGACCGUGGUGCCCGAGAUCCAGUCGCUGCAGGAGGAAGUGCCUAUUCCAGGAUCAGAUAUGAAACUGGGCUAUUUAAGCAGCAGGACCCCAGGUUACAAGUCCAUCCUGAGAGUGACCCUCAGCCACUCCAGCAUCCCUUUCAACCUGAUGAAGGUUCACCUCAUGGUGGCCGUGGAGGGCCGGCUGUUCAGAAAGUGGUUUCCCGCAGCCCCCAACCUCUCGUACUACUUUGUGUGGGACAAGGCUGACGUCUACAGCCAGAAGGUCUACGGCCUGUCUGAAGCCUUCGUAUCUGUGGGUUUCGAGUACGAGUCCUGUCCUGAUCUUAUCCUUUGGGAGAAGAGGACGGCUGUUCUACAGGGAUACGAACUCACAGCCUCCAAACUGGGAGGCUGGACCAUAGACAAGCACCAUGCUUUAAAUAUCCAGAGUGGGAUCCUUCACAUGGGAAACGGGGAGAACGUCUUCAUCUCCCAGCAGCCUCCUGUGAUCGGCAGCGUGAUGGGCAACGGGCGAAGGCGCAGCAUCUCCUGCCCGAGCUGCAACGGCCUGGCGGACGGGAACAAGCUGCUGGCCCCCGUGGCUCUGGCCUGCGGCUCGGACGGGAGUCUCUACGUGGGGGACUUCAACUACGUGAGGAGGAUCUUCACCACGGGGAAUGUCACCAGCGUCCUGGAGCUCAGCAACAGCCCCGCUCACAAGUACUAUCUGGCCACCAGUCCGGUGAACGGCGCCGUGUACCUCUCGGACACCAGCAGCAGGAAGGUCUUCAAGGUCAAGUCCCUGAACGUGGUGAAGGACGUGGCCAAGAACCUGGAGCUGCUGGCCGGCACCGGGGACCAGUGUCUCCCGUACGACGACACCCGCUGCGGGGACGGGGGGAAAGCGGUCGAGGCCACGCUCACGAACCCCAGAGGAAUCACGGUGGAUAAAUACGGUGUGAUCUUCUUCGUGGACGGGACUAUGAUUCGCCGGAUUGAUCAGAACGGCAUCAUCUCCACCCUGCUGGGCUUCAACGACCUGACCUCUGCCCGACCCCUCAGCUGCGACGCUGUGAUGGACAUCUCUCAGGUGCGUCUGGAGUGGCCCACAGACCUGGCCGUGAGUCCCAUGGACAACUCCCUGUACGUCCUGGACAACAACGUGGUUCUCCAGAUCUCGGCGAACCAUCAAGUCCGUAUCGUAGCCGGCCGCCCGAUGCACUGCCAGGUCCCCGGGAUCGAUCAUUUCCUAAUGAGCAAAGUGGCCAUCCACGCCACCCUGGAGUCCGCCAAUGCCCUCGCCGUGUCCCACAACGGCAUUCUGUACAUCGCCGAGUCGGACGAGAAGAAAAUCAACCGAGUCCGACAGGUGUCCACGAACGGGGAGAUCUCGCUGGUUGCGGGGGCGCCGAGCGGCUGCGACUGCAAGACGGACGCCAACUGUGAUUGUUACUCCGGAGACGAAGGCUAUGCCAAGGACGCCAAGCUGAACGCGCCCUCCUCGCUGGCGGUGUGUCCAGACGGAGAGCUUUACAUCGCGGACCUGGCGAACAUUCGAAUCCGCUACGUGCGCCGAAACAAGCCCUAUCUGAAUCCCCUCAGCAUGUACGAGGUGUCCUCUCCCAUCAACGACGAGCUCUACCUAUUCGACUCCAACGGCAGCCACAUCUUCACACAGAGCUUGACGACAGGAGACCACCUCUACAACCUGACCUACACGGGAGGGGGGGAUCUGAGCAGCAUCACCGACAAGAACAAGAACACGGUGAUCAUCCGACGGGACACGACAGGAAUGCCCCUGUGGCUGAUGGUCCCUGACGGACAGACAUUCUGGUUCACCAUCGGCACCAACACUGCCCUGAAGACUGUCGCCGCUCAGGGUCAGGAACUGGCGGUGAUGACCUACCACGGCAGCUCGGGACUUCUUGCCACCAAGACGAAUGAAAACGGAUGGACCACCUUCUUCGAGUAUGACACUUACGGGCGUCUGACUAACAUCACUUACCCGACGGGCCGAGUGAGCAGCUACCGCUCGGCCGCCGACAGCUCGGUCCGCAUCCAGGCGGAGGGCUCCACCAAGGAGGACAUCACCGUCACCACCAACCUGUCGGCCUCCGGCACCUUCUACACACUCAUGCAGGAUCAAGUACGCAACAGCUACUUCAUUGGUCUGGACGGUGCUCUGCGGCUAGUGCUGGCCAAUGGCAUGGAGGUGUCCCUGCACACCGAGCCCCACCUGCUGGCUGGCACCGUCAACCCCACGGUCAGCAAGAGGAACGUGACCCUGGCCAUCGACAACGGCCUGAACCUGGUGGAGUGGAGGCAGAGGAAGGAGCAGGCCCGCGGACAGGUCACUGUUUACGGACGCAGAUUAAGGGUUCAUAACAGGAACUUGCUGUCGCUGGACUUUGAUCGAAUCACCAGAACAGAGAAGGUCUAUGACGACCACAGGAAGUUCACCUUGCGGAUCCACUACGACCAGGCGGGUCGACCCACUCUGUGGGCGCCGAGCAGUCGCCUCAACGGGGUCAACGUUACCUACUCCGCCGCGGGGCAUGUGGCCGGCAUCCAGAGAGGCACCAUGUCGGUUCGCAUGGAGUACGACCAGAACGGAAGAAUCACCUCCCAGAUAUUCGCCGAUGGUAAAUCCUGGAGCUACACGUACCUUGAGAAGUCCAUGGUUCUCCUGCUCUACAGCCAGAGGCAGUACAUCUUUGAAUUUGACAAAAACGACCGACUCUCCUCCGUGACCAUGCCCAACGUGGCACGGCAGACCCUGGAAACCUCCCGCUCCAUCGGCUACUACAGGAACACCUACCGGCCCCCGGAGGGUAACGCCUCGGUGCUCCAGGACUACAGCGAGAACGGUCAGCUGCUGCAGACCACCUACCUGGGCACCGGCCGCCGGGUCAUCUACAAGUACGGCAAGCUGUCCAAGCUGCUGGAGAUCCUCUAUGACACCACGCGCAUCGGCUUCUCCUACGACGAGGUGACGGGCAUGCUGAAGACGGUGAACCUGCAGAGCGAGGGCUUCACCUGCACCAUCCGCUACCGUCAGAUCGGCCCGCUGAUCGACCGGCAGAUCUUCCGAUUCAGCGAGGAGGGCAUGGUGAACGCCCGAUUUGACUACGUCUACGACAACAGCUUCCGAGUCACGAGCAUGCAGGCGGUCAUCAACGAAACCCCGCUGCCGAUCGACUUGUACCGCUACGACGACGUGUCCGGCAAAACCGAGCAGUUCGGCAAAUUUGGCGUGAUCUACUACGACAUCAACCAGAUAAUCACCACGGCGGUGAUGACCCACACCAAGCACUUUGACGCGUACGGCCGGGUGAAGGAGGUGCAGUACGAGAUCUUCCGCUCGCUCAUGUACUGGAUGAUGGUGCAGUACGACAACAUGGGCCGAGUGGUGGCCAAGGAGCUGAAGGUCGGGCCGUACGCCAACACCACGCGCUACACCUACGAGUACGACGCUGACGGCCAGCUGCAGGUGGUCUCCAUCAACGACAAGCCCCUGUGGAGAUACAGCUACGACCUGAACGGCAACUUGCAUCUGCUCAGCCCGGGAAACAGCGCCCGCCUCACGCCGCUACGCUACGACAUCAGAGACCGGAUCACUCGCCUGGGAGACGUCCAGUACCGGGUGGACGAAGACGGAUUCCUCAAGCAGCGAGGAAACGAAUACUUUGAGUACAACUCCGCCGGCCUGCUGAUCAAAGUGUACAACAGGGUGAGCGGCUGGAGCAUCAAGUACCGGUACGACGGCGUGGGCAGGCGGGUGUCGAGCAGAAGCAGCGCCGGCCACCACCUGCAGUUCUUCUACGCCGACCUGUCCAGCCCCACCCGGGUCACUCACAUGUACAAUCACUCCAGCUCGGAGAUCACGUCCCUGUACUAUGACCUGCAGGGACACCUGUUCGCCAUGGAGCUGAGCAGCGGGGAUGAGUUCUACGUGGCCUGUGAUAACAUCGGAACCCCUCUGGCUGUGUUCAGCGGCUCGGGCCUGAUGAUUAAACAGAUUCUCCACACGGCGUUCGGGGAGGUCUACCUGGACUCUAACCCCAGCUUCCAGCUCAUCAUCGGCUACCAGGGAGGCCUGUACGAGCCUCUCAGUAAACUGGUCCACAUGGGAAGACGGGACUACGACGUGCUGGCCGGCCGCUGGACCACGCCCAACCACGAGAUCUGGAAACGUCUCAACAGCAACCACAUCGUGCCGUUCAACUUGUACAUGUUCAAGAACAACAAUCCUCUGAGCAACAACGAGGAGAUAAAGUGCUACAUGACUGAUGUUAACAGCUGGCUGGUAACUUUCGGCUUCCAGCUGUACAACGUCAUUCCCGGCUACCGGAAACCAAACACCGAGGCCAUGGAGCCGUCCUACGAGCUGGUCAGGACCCAGAUCAAGACCCAGGAGUGGGACAGCACCAAGUCCCUGCUGGGCGUCCAGUGUGAGGUUCAGAGGCAGCUGAAGGCUUUCGUGAAGCUGGAGCGUUUCGGCCAAAUCUACAGAUCCAAAAGCGCCGGCUGUGCCCAAACGGAGAGCAAGAAGGUGUUCGGCUCCGGCGGCUCCAUCUUCGGGAAGGGGGUGAAAUUCGCCAUCCGAGAAGGUCGCGUCAGCACCGACAUCAUCAGCCUGGCCAACGAAGAUGGCCGCCGCAUGGCCGCGGUGCUGAACGACGCCUUCUACCUGGAAGACCUGCACUUCACCGUCGCCGGCACGGACACGCACUACUUCGUCAAGCUGGGCUCGGUGGAGGGGGACCUGGCCCUCAUCGGCAUGACGGUGGGCCGCCGCACGCUGGAGACCGGCGUCAACGUGACGGUGUCUCAGGUCAACACGGUGCUCAACGGCAGGACUAGGCGCAUCACGGACAUCCAGCUGCAGUACGGCGCCCUGUGCCUGAACACGCGCUACGGCAGCAGCGUGGACGAGGAGAAGGCUCGCGUGCUGGAGCUGGCCCGGCAGAGGGUGGUGGCCCAGGCGUGGGCCCGGGAGCGCCAGAGACUGAGGGACGGAGAGGAGGGCUCGCGGACCUGGACCGAGGGAGAGAAGCAGCAGCUCCUGGGCUCGGGGAAGGUGCAGGGCUACGACGGAUACUACGUGGUCUCGGUGGACCAGUACCCGGAGCUGGCGGACAGUGUCAACAACAUUCACUUCAUGAGACAGAGCGAAAUGGGCCGAAGGUGA
Messenger RNA from Pleuronectes platessa (European plaice), 7899 nucleotides. RefSeq names its product teneurin transmembrane protein 4 (gene tenm4). Lineage: Eukaryota; Metazoa; Chordata; Actinopteri; Pleuronectiformes; Pleuronectidae. Gene Ontology annotation, cellular component: membrane; neuron projection. The record is from RefSeq and is a predicted model, not a curated record. Gene Ontology annotation, molecular function: cell adhesion molecule binding; protein homodimerization activity; protein heterodimerization activity. The coding region runs from base 1 to 7899 and encodes 2632 amino acids. The transcript is spliced from 26 exons. Gene Ontology annotation, biological process: neuron development; signal transduction; heterophilic cell-cell adhesion.